Messenger RNA from Lampris incognitus (smalleye Pacific opah), 6190 nucleotides. RefSeq names its product transmembrane protein 131 (gene tmem131). Gene Ontology annotation, cellular component: membrane. Lineage: Eukaryota; Metazoa; Chordata; Actinopteri; Lampriformes; Lampridae. The record is from RefSeq and is a predicted model, not a curated record. The transcript has 41 exons. The coding region runs from base 1 to 5448 and encodes 1815 amino acids.
AUGUACGAAGAGUCACUCGGUUAUUACGUUGAUACACAGAGAUGCAGCAUGGCGAGUCGGGAGAGAGUCGGGAGUUUUCACAACUCGUCAACAAGAACAAAAACAUCAUGUGCUGGAAUCGUGAGAAUGCUAUUUAUUGCUUUCAUUCACGCGUCGCAUGCGAACAAACAAGCAUUUAUUCAGUCAGACACAAUUUUAGAAGUUCUACAUUUUGGCGAGGGAAGCCUCUUACAGGCAGAUUCUGACAUUGAUUUUAGUUUAUAUCAUCAACAAAGCACGUCGCCACACCGUGGGAACUGUCGACCUAUACGCUUUGAACCUCCAAUGCUGGACUUCCACGAACAGCCUGUUGGAAUGCCAAAAAUGGAGAAAGUUUAUUUACAUAAUCCUAGCUCAGAAGAAAUUAGUUUGAUAUCAAUAUCAGCAACAACAGCACAUUUUCAUGCAUCGUUUUUCCAGAAUAGGAUAAUUCCACCAGGGGGGAACACCUCAUUUGAUGUUGUGUUUCUCGCCCGGGUAGUGGGGAAUGUAGAAAAUACUUUAUUUAUUAAUACAUCACAUCAUGGAGUGUUUACAUACCAGGUUUUUGGGGUUGGCAUCCCAAACCCCUACAGAUUACGGCCCUUCAUAGGGGCCAGAGUCCCAGUGAACAGCAGCUUCUCCCCUCUCAUAAACAUCCAUAACCCACACAGUGAACCACUCCAGGUUGUAGAAAUGUACUCCAGUGGUGGGGAUUUACAUCUAGAGCUGCCGACAGGUCAACAGGGUGGCACUGGGAAAUUAUGGGAGAUUCCACCAUUUGAGACAAAGGGGGUAAUGAGAGCCAGUUUCUCAUCAAGGGAUGUAGACAACCACACAGCAUUCAUCAGAAUUAAAACCAAUGCCCCCAAUGAAGACCAAUUUAUCAUCCUCCCCGUUGAAGUGGAGGUGACAUCAGCACCAGGUAUAUACUCCUCCACAGAGAUGCUUGACUUUGGUACGCUAAGGUCACAAGAUCGACCAAAACAGCUGAAUCUGCAUCUUUUAAAUUCAGGAACAAAAGAUGUUCCAAUUACAAGUGUACGGACAACACCGUCAAAUGAAGCAGUCACAAUAGAUUUUAAAGCGGUUACACUGAAAGCUGGAGAGAGUAGAUAUACCAAAGUUGCAAGUAUUAGUUUUGAUGCUUCAAAAGCAAGAAGGCCAUAUCAGUUCUCUGGCAAAAUAACAGUUAAGGCAAAGGAAAAAAGUUACUCCAAACUUGAAAUUCCAUACCAAGCAGAGGUUUUAGAAGGCUACCUGGGGUUUGACCACACAGCGACUUUGUUUCAUAUCAGGGACAGUCCUGUUGACCCAGUGGACAGACCCAUAUUUCUCACCAACACCUUCAACUUUGCAAUCCGAAUACACAAUGUGUCCCUCCCAGAAGAGGCCAAAACCAUGUUUAAUGUGCAGAACUUCAGUAUGCCCAUCCUUAUACCCCCACAUGAAUCCCGUUACAUCUUCUCCCUUCUCUUUCGGCCAGUCCGACCCUCUAUCCACAUAGACAGUAACAUUCUGCUCAUCACAAAUGCCUCAAAGUUCCACUUGCCUGUUCGGGCUUACACAGGCUUCUUGGAGCCCCUGGUCCUUUUGCCGAGUCUAAAGGAGAACCUUCUGGACUUUGGUGUUCGCAGUGCCACAGACACCAGCAGCAUCGUGUUUGUAGUGGUUAAUAGUAAUCCCAUAGAGCUGGAGAUAAAGUCUUGGCUGGUCACAGGAGAUAGCCUAUCCAUGGAGCUGCUGAAAACGGAGAAAGGGAACAGGACAGUGGCUUUGAGCCGCAUUGAAGAGCUGCAGAAUACCUCAGCAUCCCAUCACAAAACAGUCAUACUGGCCUCAGGCUAUUAUGCAGCGUUUAGAGUGACACUGGUGGCCAAGGCACUGGAGGGCAUGUAUGAUGGAGCCAUACACAUAACCACAGAUUAUGAGAUUUUAACCAUCCCUGUGAAAGCUCUAAUUGCUGUGGGAACAUUAAACAGCUCUCCCAAGCACAUCAUUUUGCCACCCUCCUUUCCAGGGAAAGUUGUUCACCAGAGCUUAAGCAUACAGAGCUCUUUUACGCAGAAAGUGAGGCUGCAACAGAUUCGCCCUCUGACAACAGAAGAUGUGCGCUUCUAUUACAAAAGGCUCCGCAACAAUAAGGAUGAGCUGGAGCCGAAACGCAAAUCAAAGGUAGCAAAUAUUUAUUUUGAUGCCAGCUUGCAAUGUGGUGAUCACUGUUAUGUGGGACUGCCAUUUGUCCUUAAAUCGGAGUCCAAGCCUCAUGGACUUGCCUUACAGGAGGAUAUCUGGGAUGCUGAUGUGGAUCUACACCAAAAACUUCUCAGACGAUGGAAAGAGCUGAAAGAGCGCUCAGGCCAUGAGGUUGAAGCCAUCUUUGAAGUAAACACAGACCUCCAGAAAAAUGUGCAAGCUAAAAUUACAGCGCAGUUGACUUGGCCAUCGUUAGUCAACUCUUCACAACAAAUUAUGUUCCCCCUGACAAAUACAAACAGCUCCUCUGAUGAGAAGGUGGUUCUAGAGAACCCUGCCGACGUCCCUGUUUUUGUCCAGGUUUUCCCCUUAGCUCUGUUACCCAACCCAUCAGUGUUUUCUGGAAAGCUAGCUGACAGGCUGCCAUCGGGAAAUUUGUCCAACAUAAACAUUGACACAAACACUCUGGAAUUCCAGAUCCAUAGAAAUCAAACAUCCUUAAUGAAGAGCAGCACAGGGUUUGUAGAGGGAUCAACUAGACCCUUUGUCUACAACCUCCUCCUCUUGCCUGGAGAGGUCAAGUCCUUCAGUGUGAGAUUCACUCCAGUCAACAACCACAGUGUCUCCUCCCUGCUCAUUGUCAGGAAUAAUCUGACUGUGAUGGACACAAUUGUGCUACAAGGCCAGGGUACGACAGAGAGCCUGAAGGUUGCAGGGAAGUCCCCAGGACAGGGGAGCUCGCUGAGGUUCAAGAUGACCGAGGCCCUGCUUAAAGAAUGCACAGAGAAGACAAAAGUGAAGGAGCCAAUUUUCACUCUCAAAAGAACAUUCAAAGUAGAAAACACAGGCUUGCUCCCGACCACCAUUAGAUCAGCAGAAAUCAAUGGGCAACCUUGUGAAGGAUAUGGAUUCAAAGUUCUCAAUUGUCAAGAAUAUUCACUCAAACCAAAUGCUUCAAAAGAUCUUGUUAUACUGUUUACACCUGAUUUCACCUCAUCUCGAGUGAUCCGGGAGCUGAAGUUGGUGACGUGUGGUGGCUCUGAGUUUGUAUUUGUUCUCAACGCCUCUCUGCCCUACCACAUGUUAGCUGCAUGUGCUGAGACCUUACCCAGACCCAGCUGGGAGGUGGAGCUUUAUAUUGUAGUCUCUCUCAUUAUGAGUUCCAUGUUCCUGCUGGUGAUUGCCACAGCCUACCUGGAAGCACAGGGCAUAUGGGAGCCUUUCAAGAGACGCCUCUCUGUAGAAUCAAAUUCUACCUUGGAGACGGGAAGACCGUUUGACCUCAGGGAAAUAGUGCAAAUUCACAGUGAUACAAACCUGAACGAUUACAGUAACUCACACCAUAGCUCCAGAGGAUUAUAUGGGUCCAGUAGUGUAACAUCCCGGGUUGGGGGCCGACAAGGUAACAGCCGUACCUUAUCAGAUCCAGACGGGCAGGAUAGGAGGUCGAGGAUAGGCUUUGGCCGUUCAUCUAUGCAAGCUACUUCCUCCCACCUGGCCAAAGGAAGUUCCAGUUCAGGCCAAGACGGCCCUCAAGCUGGAUGCCAAGUCACAUCUAGGAAGGCUAGAAACUCAAAGCAACAGGUGACAACAGGCGUCCUGGACCUCCAGAGCCAAAGCCUAGUCGGGUCAGCUCUGACUCAAAGAGGCAUCUGCCCUGAAGAUGCAGAAUAUGCUAAUCUAAUAGGGGCCAUGGACAAUGACAUUGAUCGGCCAGAAACACCUUCUGUGGAGGUUUUACAAGAACAGAGUUCUCAAUCAGCAAGAAACAAAGUGUUGGAACCGAAAGGGAAGCUGCGGGGUAAAACGAAAGCCCAGAGAAAGAAGGAGGAGAAGGAGAAGAAAGCUAAAGUUAAAACACAGGGAGAAGAGAUAAAAGACAUACUUGCUGACAACGAUGACAGCUCCUCAACCACUACAGAAACCUCCAAUCCAGACGUAGAGGCAAGCAUUAAAGAGGAACCAGUGAAAAAGAAAGGAAGGACAGUCACCACAGAAAAAGAGAAAGAGGACUCUCCAAAUUUUUUAAUCAAACCCAAAAACAAGAAACAAGGAGCCACAAAGAAAGAGAAUCAAGCAGAUAAAUUCAGUUCUCUUGAGUUACCUUAUGUAACACCUCUGGAGAACAAACAACGCAAGAGUUUCACAUCUAAAGCACUUCACCCUCUCCCCAGUGUCCCAAAGACACAAACUCUUCAGAAACAGAGAGUGACUGGGAAGCUGGAAGACGGACGUCCUUCUCUACUGGUUAAGCUGCUCUCCAAUGGCUCUGUCCCAGAGCUUGGCCACAGCAGCAGCUCAGAAGGUGAGAAGGAGUUUACCUCUCCAGAAUGGGAUCUUCCGCUCCCUAAAAUCAGCAACCAAGCAGAUAGUCUUCAGCAGAUCUCCAUACAGACAAUGAAUGCAGACCCCUUUCUGAAAAGAUCCAUUUCGGCCAGGACCUGCUCUCCUCCACCAUCCUCCCCCAGCUUAGUGUCCAGAGGCACCUAUAGUAGUGUACUAAACACCAGCAGUGAGGGAAACCUGAAAAAAGUCCAAGGAAAUAAGUUGCCUAUAGCUACUUCACUCCCUGGUAAAAAUGGGAAUCCCACCUUUGCUGCUGUGGCUGCUGGUUAUGACAGAAGCCCAGGUGGCACUGGUCCAAGUAAAGCUGAGAACCAAGGGAAGACCCUAGCUCACAUGACAUCAGUGGAGAGCGAUAGCUCUGACAGCUCUGGAUUAUGGAGUCCUGUUGACACAGCCAAUAGUCCCAACUUCAGUUCUGCUAACUCAUUCUCUGCAUUUGGACCGAAUAAUUCUUUCAAUCUGACAGGAGUUUUCAGUGGAAUGAAUUUCCCAAAGACAUCAGAGCCUCAGCAAAGCUGGCCUGAGUUCAAUGCUGUUGCCUCCUCCAUCUGGGAUGUCCCAAGUAGCGACUCUCUGCAUUCCUGGCCCAGUAGUUCUGGCUCACCAACUGCCCCAACUGCGUCGAUCUUGGGAAAUGCACGCAAUCCGUGGUCCACAACAACACCCUUUGGCAGCUCUAUUUGGUCUACAAAUGGAGACUCUGCCUUGCACUCCUUUGCCCCAUCUGCCAAUUCGACACCGCUUAAUGAUUUGGUCAGCAGUCCAGCCCCACCCACACCAGCCCCGGCUGAGAUGAGCCGGACUUAUAACCCUUGGAGCAUGUGGCGCCCCACCCUGAGUAGGCGGAGCUCUGAGCCCUGGCCUAACCCCUCUGACAAUGGCAACUGAAGAGACAGAACUUUUCUUAGCUUUAGUGUACAAAGUACAUUAUGGAUAUGAUGUACUUUAAUGGCUAAAGUGUUAAGACUUUUUUUUUUUUUUUUUUAAAUCGGUGAAUCUCAACAGCAGCCAAUGUUCUAAAAUACAUAACACAUUUGGCCCAUGCUUUAGGUUACCAACCCCAUGUUUAGUUCUCUACAGCUUUCUAUUUGGGCGGGGGGGAAUAUAAAUUUCAGUUGGAUUUGUUUUACUAGCUGCCCAUCCAUUAAAUCAAACGUAUCAGCAUGGCAUGUGUUGCUGUCGCAACAACAUUUUGCUCUAUUUUAGAAGUCCCUAGCAUUUUGGUAACGCUGCAUUAUUUCUGGAACUGAUAUGUUCACAGCUUCUCUAAAGUUCAGUAUUACUAUGUUGGAACAGGCAUUUUGUGUUAAGCCAUGUGUUCUCUGUUUAGACAGUUACUUAAAUUUUCAUUUGUUUUCCUGGCCAAACUGUAUUAUGAAAAUUGGUUAUGCAAUUAAUAUCUUAUUAAAUUAUGACCCUCUUCACAAGGGUAUUGUGGCAUUAGGGCUCUUUAAUACCCAACAGCUACAUUGUUCAACACAUUCAUAGCCAGAAAAAAAUACUGCUGAUCCUCCUUGUUUUAAAUUUGGAAUUUUCCCAAAAUGAGACUUUUGUUAGAAUAAAUCAAAUUGGGAGGUUUCUAUUGUGCAUUGCCUUCAUGCGUCAGCAAAUUGAAUAAAAGACAACUUUC